GUCACAGGCCUGGCGCGCACCUCAACGGCGCCCGUGUCGGUCGACUCGUCGUAGCACUGAAACGCCCCACCAUCCAUUAUUGUCAACUUUCAAGCUUCGAACGAAGCUUCAAGCUCGAUAUUUGUCCGCUCACCACCAUCAGCAGGCCCAUCUAACUCGGUCACAUCCAGUCCAAUUAACGAAACACUCUUUGCUGAAGUUCGAUCAAUAUUUACUGGCGUGCUUUCGUCCUCAUCUGCAGACCCGAAUCUGUCAUCGAAGACACACGACACGCGACCUCCCAAACACAGCGCAAAACAACCAAACCUCCGAACUUAGGUUACCUCAAUAAAAUGGACAAAUACCUCGACACCCGCUUCGAGCGGGUAGAAAAGGCCCUCUCGACUUUCAUCGACUCAAUCGCCAAAUACAAUCCCUCCGAGAAGCUCGCCGAAGACCUCGUCGCCGCCGACCGCGAGCUCGCAGCGGGCCUCAAGGAGCUCGAGCGGCACCAAAACAACCACGCGCGCAUUCUCCAGCUGCGACAAGAGACGGCCUCGCUCGACCAGCAAACCAAGGACAUAAUCGGCGGACUCUGGAACAUGCGCAAGGAAGUCAAAACCACACCCGCGACCCAGUACCCUGCCACCGGACCCAAGUACAAGUUCACCACGCACGAGCUCCUCAACUACGCCAAGCGCAUAAGCCGCACCACGCUUCCGCCCGCACACCUGCUUUAUAACGGCGAACCGCUUAGCGAAUCUCAACAAGCACCAGGAGCAGGAGGAGGACAACCAAUGGAAGUCGACUCGGCAGCACAAACCCCCAUGCCCGGCGGCGGCGGCGGCGGCGGCGGAACCGCAACAGCAGCCGGCACACCCGCCGCCAGCGCGGCCCCAACACCCGCCGCUUACGGCCCUUCUGCCCUAACUACCACCACCACAGCUCCCUUCUCCCAACCCCCACCCCCUCCCUCAGCCAACCAAACCGCCCUACCCGAUGACUUCAAGCCGCACAUCAACCUGCUAACAGGCUACCAAUUCCACCCCUGGCCUACGGAGGACAAGGUGCGCAUGGGUGGCAUGGCGGCCUACCAGUCCUUGGUUUCGCGAGCCGUGGAUCCCAGGGGAUUGGCGUUGCAGGUGGCAUGA
Molecule: messenger RNA, 1130 nt
Organism: Neurospora tetraspora
Lineage: Eukaryota; Fungi; Ascomycota; Sordariomycetes; Sordariales; Sordariaceae
Product: mediator complex, subunit Med4
Exons: 2
Coding region: 333-1130 (265 amino acids)
Biological process (GO): regulation of transcription by RNA polymerase II
Cellular component (GO): mediator complex
Molecular function (GO): transcription coregulator activity
Source: RefSeq, a predicted model, not a curated record